This is a messenger RNA of Pomacea canaliculata, 3572 nucleotides long. Its product is annotated as tenascin-like. The transcript has 13 exons. The record is from RefSeq and is a predicted model, not a curated record. Lineage: Eukaryota; Metazoa; Mollusca; Gastropoda; Architaenioglossa; Ampullariidae. Bases 462 to 2234 code for a protein of 590 amino acids.
UUGCAUCCUUAUGUGAGCAUCGCUGCUGUCGUUCCUGUACUUGAUGUAUGUAUGGAGGAGGAGCUUGCAUGCUCAUGUGAGCAUCGCUGCUGUCGUUGGUUCUUCACUCUCUCCUGCUAUAUAUCUCCCUCUCCACACGUGCAGACUACCAGCAGUUGUCAACCUCUCCUCGUCGCAGACGCUGCUUUCCUCGGGAUAUACUUCCACGAACAGCAUUCUCACAGAGACCAUCUCCGGGUUGGACAUACAGGUGCAUUGGACUAGUGGUACUUUCACAAGGGUUAUCUUGACCAUCCACAUCCAUCAUCCCUUUAUUUAGUAUUGUUUAGAAGUGCUUCGCCCACCCUCUUCACUGAUUUGGUCCACUACAGGCUGUCUUCUGUAUCUCCUCAUCACCUCCCAGAACUCCUUUGGUUUGUUGACUGCAUUUUCUAGAGACUUGAUUUUUAAAGGUGGAUACAAUGCUGCGAUUCUUUAUAUUUCUACUCUCACUUGCUCCUUUUGUGUCGAUGGAAGGGACAGAAAGUUGCAAAGACGCUGAGUGUCAGCCAAAGACUUGGCACAAAGUAGGAUGCUCGACUGACGACGACUGCGAUCAGCCCUACACCACGUGCUACAAACGUGCGUGUAGGUGUCACCCCGGGUACUACUAUACCACACAGGACACGUGUACUGACACUUGUAACCCAGCCGACAUGCAGGACAGCUUCACAGAGUAUCCUGACAGCGCUCUACGUGCAAACCUCAUUGGUAGCCCGGAUAAACUCACUGUGGAAGCCUGCAAGAGAAGGUGCCAGACAAACAAGCGUUGCCUCACCUUUGAUUUCAAAGCCAGUGGAGGUCUGUGCCGGCUUCAUAAUGUCACCGCUCGUCAUUCCCCCUCACAGUGGUCUCCUAAGACGAGCAAAGGCUGGACCCACUACCAGAGAUCAUGCAACUCCAUUUUUGCCUCACGCGAUAACUGGCACAACUUAUUGUGUAACAGCAAGAUUGAUUGUACUGACAUAAACAGCGACUGUUUGUCAGGACGAUGUUUAUGUCGUCCACGCUUCAUGUUCAAUCAAGCAAAGAAGGAGUGUGUUUUUGCAAGCGACUGGCGCAAUAAAAACUGCUCGACUGACGACCACUGCGAUGUGCACCACUCCACGUGCUUCAAGCGCAAGUGUCGGUGUGAAGACGGCUACUUCUACACCACACACGACACGUGUACUAGCACUUGUAGCCCAGGCGACUUGCAGGACAGCUUCACAGAGUAUCCUGACAGCGCUCUACGUGCAAACCUCAUUGGUAGCUGGGAUGGACUCACUCUGGAAGCCUGCAAGGACAGGUGCCAGACUGACAAGCGUUGCCUCACCUUUGAUUUCAAAGCCGAUGGAAGUCUGUGUCGGCAUCAUCGUGCUACCGCUCAUGAGGCUCCCUCCGACUGGGCUCCUAAGACGAGUAAAGGCUGGACCCACUACCAGAAAUCCUGCAAGUCCACUUUUGCCUCACACGAUAACUGGUACAACUUAUUGUGUAACAGCAGGGUUGAUUGUCAUCACCCACACAGCGAUUGUUUGUCAGGACGAUGUCUAUGCCACUCAGGAUUCCACUUCAAUGAAGCAAAGAAGGAGUGUGUUGCUACAAGGUCAUGUGCAGACUUGCUGGCAACAGGCGCCAAGACUGGUGUGUACAUCGUUCAGCUACCAGAGAACAACAGACCUGUGUCAGUGUGGUGUGAUAUGGACACUGCGGGCGGCGGCUGGACGGUCAUCCAGAGACGUCACCACAUCCCAGAUGAGUAUGUUGACUUCCACCGGAACUGGACAGAAUAUGUAAACGGAUUUGGUAACAUCUCUGGAGAUUUCUGGCUGGGCCUACACGCGACUCGCGCCCUGACAAAAUUUGGAGAUUGGCGCUUGAGAGUGGACCUGCUGACUAACUCAUGGAGACAUAUUUGGGCGGAGUACAGCAGUUUCACUGUUCUAAAUCGUGACGAGAUCUACUCACUUGCCGUGUGGGGCUACUCGGGUGACGCAGGAGAUGGGAUGACAACUAUUUUCGCAGACGUGUUUCACACGUAUGACCGAAAUCAUUACGGCUGUGUCUCAGUUACAAAGGGCGCCUGGUGGUACUCGCGUGGCUGUAACGCCAGGGCUAACCUCAACAGCCCUACAAAAAGAUCCAUGACUUGGCCAGAUCUUCUUGAAAACGAAUACCUGAAGUUCUCGGAGAUGAAGAUGAAGAUAGAGUAACACCACCUUGUCUCCUGUACCCACUGUUUACACCGCUAGUCGACUGUUGACUGUUCACUACAGGUUCCACUGAUGAUGUGAGCUCAGUGUACAUUAAUCUUUCUCAAUAGUCUAGCAUCUGACCCUAGUGCAGACUACUUACUGUACUUUGAUGGUUUACUUUAAUUAUAUUGCCUAGUGAUUCUAUUAUACGCGUGUUUUAUUACUUCUUUCAGAUUUGCAUUUGCUUGGAUAAACUAACAUGUUUACAAACGUAAAAUCUAAGUUUAAUUAAUUAAGUCAUCAUUUAAUUGUGCAAUGAACUGUCGCUAUACACCUGAUAGUUUAUAGUAAACGUGUCAUGAACUAUAUAAUAGCUAGACACCUAAACACGGAUACUGAUUGUAUCCAACACUGCUGUUCAUUAUGUGCUUACUGACGAUGACUGACCAUGACUCAGAUUGCUACAUUCUCUAAUUAUUUGGUAUUUAAAAGUCUUCAAGUUUAUUUUGUGUUAUGUAGUGACACUUUACCGUAUCCUGGAGUUUGCUUUAUUUAAGCAAAAAUUGACAUUUUCACAAACGUGUGAGUGAAGCAUACUUUUCGUGUAAACAAAUAGAACUAUUGCGAGGAAUGAACAGAUAUUUUCAUAAAAAAGCAAUUAAAAUUAUAAAUAGUAUUGUUGGUAUUUGCCGCUUUGACUAAAUGUGAUGACAUCACUAUGUACUCAACAUUACUUUCCCUUUAAACUAAUGAUAAGGGUAGCUUAUACAUCACAUCUCUUACUUAAUUGUACAAACAAAUAAAUUAUUUUAAUAUUUGUUCCACACUGAAGAGCUCUAACAGCAAGGCGCUAGCAAAAUGGCGACACACACCUGGUGACAUACCUGUGUUAAUAAUGCAGCUGUACAGUUUGCUAAGAAUAUUUAAAAGUGAAAUCCCUCUAAAGUUAUUUACUUUACCUUUAUCACCUUUCUUGUGUAAGGGAAAGAUUACUGCUUUGGACCAAAUUUCAGGAUGUGUACCACUUGUGAACACUUUAUUGAAGAGGGGAUGUAGAAAUUUUAGGAGGAUGUUAUCUGCAAUCUUAAAUAGGUCAGAAGGUAAUCCAUCAGGUCCAGGUGCUUUUUCUUUUUUUUUUUUUUUGGGCAACGGAUAGCUUCAAGUAUUUCCGAGUGAGAAAUUUCUUCUUCUAUGUUUGAGUUUGCGCUAAAAUGUAAACAUUUCUCACAGUUCCCUUUAUUAUGAACAUGUACUGAACUUUCAGUAUCCCAUGAUGUUUUUGUUAUAUUUAUAUUUGUGUUGUAUUCUAAAAUGUCACCUGAUGCAUUGCUUAAUAAGUAUUUGUCCUAAACUGAA